AUGGAGCAACAAAUCGAGGGAGAACCUCAAAAAACUAUCCAUACUGCUUCUGCAGUGAUUCUCAACUUACUACCAGUCUUGUGGAUGGCUCCCUCCAAAGGCAGCGGCUGCAUCAAAAUGAAGGCCACAGUUGUCGAAUCGGUGGACACGUGGUUCAGUGAAGAAGGCCAGCUCACGAAAGUGUUGUGCGAAGAAUCUCAUGACACAGAAGACACUCAACCUAGGAUUCUUAAGCAGUGCUGUACUUGUGACGAAGCCAAAUACGAGGUAUAUACUGCCAGUAGCACAUCUACAAUUAAGUUCUUGGGGGAUGCAGCACCCAUACAUACCCUGAAACUAUUGGAUUCUGUUCAAAAAAGGGCAAUUCGUCACGUGAGUGAUGCCUCGCUCACAAACUCACUCACUUCCCUGGAACACCGUAGAAGAGUUGGCGAUCUGUCUCUAUUUCAUAGAUAUUCUCAUGGACGAUGCUCUUCUGAAAUAUCAACAAUUAUUGUUCCUCCCUUGGCAGUCCCCGCGAGAUCAACUUGUCGAGUUGAGGCUUCGCACCCCUUCGUGGUCACUUUGGAGACCUGCAGAACAUCUCUUUUCGAAUACUUGCUCAUCCAACGAACAGCGAGACUCUGGAACACAUUACCAGGAGAGGUGUUUUCCGAGGCAUAUAACCUCCAGAAAUAUCAUCUUCGAGGGCCUGUGGUCGAGGAACACCCACCCCAAGGACUUCCCGACGACGGGUCGGCCGACGCGCUUCAGCGACAUCAUCGGCGCUUCGCACACCGGCGAUUACACCUUCUGGAGUUACGGCGACGCGGCCAGCGAGGGGCUGCGCCAGCUGGCAGAGCAUGGAAACACCAGGAUGCUCGAGAGCGCAAGUCUGCCUGGUCGGUCUGGGGGACUUAUGUGGGGGCAAGCGGGGAAAGUCGAGUUUUGGAGGUAAUCGACGUCAUUAGUACAGUCACGAAAUUUCGUGCACAUAAACACUCAGUGCCAAAAAAUAGAACUGGCAGAUGGUCAGAGCUCAGCUCGUCUAUCACCUUAAUGUCUGAGAUGUCCAACACGUUUUUGGACAGCACUAUGUCCAGGACUAGUGAUCACAUCCGAACGAUAAUCAAAGCUCGCGGCAUCAGCCACCCCAACAUCACAGGCAAGACGUUCGCGGUCUUCCGUGUGGACAACCGACACCACCUCGUGUCGUUGGUGUCGAUGAUAGAUCCUUCUCCAGACUGGAUCGUCGGAGUUUCCAGCCUCGAGCUGUGCCUGCGCAACUGCUCCUGGAUCGAGGCCAAGGUGGUCAACUUGUAUCCGUGGGAUGUGGGAACGGACGAUGGAAUCACUUAUUUGUCGCCGAAUCAACCGUCCUCCCCUAGGCUGCCAAUCCGACGCGUCAAGACCAACGUUCCGAAUGACUCAAGGUCGCCUUUCUAUGACGUCACCAACACGCCUAUGAAGCCGUUCGCGAGGCUCACGCUGACCAGGCAGCGCUUGUACGAGAAGAGCUGUGACGCGAAUCCGAAGGAAGAGACUGAAGAUGACGCGGCUUGCGAAACGGAGGCCUGGUCGAGUUGGUCGCCCUGUUCUGUCACUUGCGGUAGAGGAAUCAAGUACAAGCAGCGGAGGCCUUCUUUCUCUUACACCACCGUAUGUUUUGAACGAAAAUACUGGAACCAACUGAACCAACAUGACUUUGGCAGGUACAAGCACGAGGACAGCAAAUUCUCGUGCCACAAGAAGCUGACCGACAGAUCGAGCUGCGAAGCUGUCCAGAAGUACUGCCCACACAAACUGGCCAGGCAGUUCGAGGACCCCCUCUGCGAGCUGGGACCCUGGUCGGAAUGGUCUAGCUGCAGCGUCACGUGUGGCAAAGGGACAAUGACGAGGGACAGGAAGUACAAGAACCGAUUGGCCGCGAAGACUUGCGCCGCUGGGAAAGCUAAGAGUGGGAUUCUCCAGCAGAAUUUGGAGUGCUGGAUCGAAGGAGAAUGCGAAGAUUCUGAGGAAAGGAUAUCUGAAGACUGCCCAAAGAAACCUUGGAGCGACUGGUCACCAUGUUCGGUGACUUGUGGAAGGGGUUACAAGGAGAGGUACAGACUUUCACUGGACCAUAAAAGCGUAAGAACGAAAUACUGGCCUCUUCACGAUACUUACAAGAGCAAAUCGAUGGAGGAGUUCGACGAAGAUGAUCCUUGCAAUAAUUUCAAAACGAAGGAAACUGUUGAAUGUUACGAGAACGAAUGUCAGGAGAGACAUCACCAAAACGUGUCUAUCAUGGCAUGUGGACUUCCGAAAGAUCCAGGAUCUUGCAAAAGCAACAUGGAUAAAUGGUAUUUCGAUACAUUGAAAGGACGGUGUGAAAUAUUCGCCUACAGUGGUUGUGCAGGCAAUUUGAACAACUUCAAUACUUUAGAGCAAUGCCAAACUUUAUGCUCCAAAUAUCAAAAGGAAAUGCUUGUUAACUCGACGAUUCUGAAGAAAGAGCUAGGGAUAUCAGUUUCUGGUGUGCUGACGUACAAUAUUCAGAAUGACGCAAACGCCCAGCCAUCUUCGACAAACAUGGAAUUGGACGAUGGAGAUGAUUUUCGCCCACAAACUGACACACCGAAAGUUGACUGUGAUGUAUCUAAAUGGAGUAACUGGGGAUCGUGCAUUGUACAAUCUGGUGAUUGUGGAAUAGGGCACAAAGAAAAGUUUAGAGUAAUAUUGAGGCUGCCAAAGAAUGGUGGACAUCCUUGUCCUCAGGUACUGCUCAAACGAAAAAAAUGCAGGAUCUCCUGCAAAGCGCAAACGAAUGAAGCCAGCGACUUCAAAGAUAACAAGAUAGAUACCAGUUGCAUCAUGUCCUCAUGGUUUCCAUGGUCAGCAUGCGGAGAGAAGUGUGAAAUGAAAUAUCAGUACCGGAUCCGCUAUGCAGUAGCAACACCAGGAUCUGAAGAAUACGAGUGUGAGGAUGAAGUACAAAGGAGACGAUGUGAUUGUGGUUGAAUUAUAACUUUUUCAUUGACUUUCAAGGAUGCGUUCGAAUACGAACUCUGUGGAGUAGAGUUUACUCAUUUGCCAUAAAAAUGUGUUAGAUUGUGUAGGUAUAUUGUACUCUGCGACUGUCGUUCGUUAAACUGGAGUUUUUAUUGUCGAGUUAACUAUUGGCAAACGAAGGAUGAAGAAGUUUGUUAUGCUUGUUUCAUGUUAGGUUAGGUCCAUUUGAAACGAAUUUCAUGAUUGUUUUUAUACCCUCAAAGCAGUCAAAUUUGUUAAGUACUUCUUAACAUCAUAUUUUGAUGCAGAAAAACAAAGUGAGACACUGAUGAGUUUAUGUUGUGUGUACUGUUUUGUUCUGAUAACAAAAUAUGCAAUAUUCAAUUCAAUCAUAUAUGUAUACAUUUACGUUUAUUGCAUAUAUGCUUCAUAGUAUAGUAUUUAUAUAUACAAGAUCUUUUAUGAAUUAAACC
This is a messenger RNA of Phaedon cochleariae (mustard beetle), 3443 nucleotides long. The record is from the annotation of a GenBank genome assembly. NCBI's taxonomy places the organism in Eukaryota, Metazoa, Arthropoda, Insecta, Coleoptera, Chrysomelidae.